CUCGUCGAGUGGCACACGACCACAGUUGCCGUUCGGUCGCGAAUCGGUGCGGACCAUUUUCCUCCGUUCCGUCUUGUAGUGUAUCCGCGAUAGUUCGUGUGCUUGUGUGAGAGUGCAUCCGUUCGUGGGGCAAGUGUGUUCCAUUGUGCGGUGUGGUUUUUCCCGUCGACUGGGUUUAAUUCUUCGACAGGCAGCAAAGAGACAAUCUGUUCAGAAAUGCAUCGCUGGUGUCUGCUGGCGGUCGUGUGCAGCGGUGUGCUGGUUGCCAUCGCCCGGCCCGGCCAGGCCGUCGGUGGUUCGCACAAGAUGGAGGUCGUGAAGCAGUGGAACCUGCUCAACUUCAACUUCCCGUGGGACUAUCCGGCCGCCAGUAAGGAGUUCUACAACCCGGAAAACGUCGUCGCCACCGGGCUGGAGGUGGGGUACGAUCGCAUUUUCAUCGCCACCCCGCGCCUGUUUUCGGGCGUGCCGGCGACCGUGUCGAGCAUUCCGCGCGGCACCAACGGUGACUCACCGGUGCUGCAGGCCUACCCCGAUUGGACGCACCAUCGGGCCGCGACGAAGGAGUACAACUGCUCCGACAUUGGGCUGGUGUCGGUGUACCGGCUGCGCAUUGACUCGUGCAAUCGACUGUGGGCGCUGGAUGCUGGCGUGUCCCGGUCGCUGGAAGACUUUGAGGUGACGUGCCCGCCCAAGAUUCUGGUGUACGAUCUGCACACCGAUCAGGUGGUGCGUCGGAUCGAUUUUCCGCCCGAGGUGGUACGGCGCGAGUCGCUGUACACGAACCUGAUCGUGGACGAGACGACGUCCCGACCGGAGAACAACUGUGACGAUGUGUUUGUCUACAUUACGGAUACGGUUGCGCCGGGCAUCGUUGUGUACGACAGCGGGAAGGAUCUGACGUGGCGCGUCAGCCAUCCGGCUAUGUAUCCCGAUCCGGACUUUGCCGAGUCGUCCAUUCUGGAGCACCGGUUCACGCUGAUGGACGGUAUUGUGGGCCUGGCGUUCGAUAUGGAGGCUGGCAUCGUGUACUUCCAACCGUUGGCCACUGAUCGCAUUUUCUCCGUCACCACGGCUGCGCUGCGUGCUGGUCCGCUGCCAUUCGGAAAGGAUCUGCCGGUGAAGCUGGUGGGACGCAAGUCUUCCCAAGGCAUUGGACUGGGCGCUUCUCCUCGUGGUGGCACUAUCUUCUACGCACCACUGUCCGAGACGGCUGUCGCAUCUUGGAAUCCACGAACGAACGAGCAUCAGAUCCUUGUGCAAGAUCAAGAGAAAAUCCAGUUUGCUGCCGAUCUUCGUACACCGGACCGCGACGGUACGGCACUGUACGUGCUGACGUCCAAGUUCCAUCGCUUCUUCUUGAAAAACCUCGACGCCAACGAGUUCAACACGCGCAUCCUGCGCAUCGACGGUGUGGCCAUUCCCAGCGGACAGCUUGCCACCCAGAGCCAUCUGCGCCCGACUGUUCCGUAUGAUACGCUGCACGGUAAUGCAUACUAUCACCCGUCGGUCGUACUACCGGUCCCGUACAAGCCGCUGGGGCCGGUGUUGCCCCCAGCAGCAACCACCUCCAACCCGCUGAGCGUGUUUAACACGCAAAAUAUGCCCUUUGGCCAUGGUCUGUUCACCAAGCAGUCGACGUUCGGCCACAGCACCAUCCUGCAGCAGGGCAAGCCGUCGCAGCCGUUCUUUGCGCUAAAUAAUGGUGAAAAAUCAUUUCCGCCAUCGCUCGGAUCCCGACCACAGUACGGUGCGAGCGGAUCUCCGAUCUUUGUCCCGAAGCUCAACCAGAACUUUAACGAUCUGAAUUUGCUGCGCUACAGGAAGAGCGUGCCGGUAAAUCAGACCGCGCUGCAUUGAGUGCAGGUAGUGACGGAGCAAGUUUGAUAAGUUUUGUAAAUAGGAUUUAGUUGCGAGGACACAGAAAGAGAUUUAACUGCAAUAGUAGGUGAGUGAUGCGUUAACAGUGCGCCAUUGAAAUAGAGAGAGAUAGAGAAAGAGAAAGAAGAAAAAAUACUGCCCAUAUUCGCCCUAAGGUUCCGUGACAGCAGAAGCAAAUACUCUUCAUUAGAUAAG
This is a messenger RNA of Anopheles gambiae (African malaria mosquito), 2076 nucleotides long. RefSeq names its product major royal jelly protein 1. The record is from RefSeq and is a predicted model, not a curated record. Gene Ontology annotation, cellular component: extracellular region. Lineage: Eukaryota; Metazoa; Arthropoda; Insecta; Diptera; Culicidae. The coding region runs from base 217 to 1860 and encodes 547 amino acids. The transcript is spliced from 4 exons.